This is a messenger RNA of Labrus mixtus (cuckoo wrasse), 4517 nucleotides long. Its product is annotated as mitogen-activated protein kinase kinase kinase 5. NCBI's taxonomy places the organism in Eukaryota, Metazoa, Chordata, Actinopteri, Labriformes, Labridae. Gene Ontology annotation, biological process: cellular response to stress; protein phosphorylation; MAPK cascade. The record is from RefSeq and is a predicted model, not a curated record. Gene Ontology annotation, molecular function: ATP binding; MAP kinase kinase kinase activity. The transcript is spliced from 28 exons. Bases 57 to 4037 code for a protein of 1326 amino acids.
AUGGAGGUAGUCCCGAGGAAGAAUCGCAUGCAUUAAGUUCCAGCAGAUCAUAGACAAUGUACACCUCGGAACGCAGGCGAAUGAGCCUGCGCGAGCUGAAGAGGAGAGACCCGGUUUGGGUGUCUGCUGGAAGUUUGUGGCAGGACUCUCUGGCCAUAGAGCUGAACGGCAGUAAACAGAUCGUCUCUCCGCGGAGUCGGACCAGGGCGCUCUCCGUGGCAUACAUUGUGAACGAGGACGCAUCCGUGCCGCAAACUGAGGAGAACUUAUCCCUGAAAUGCUUAAAGGAAGCCUGCGCGGACGCACACGCCGUCUUCAAAACCAUUCCAUUUGAGAGGAUCUCACUGGGCGCGACUGACAUCCUGGAUAGUUUCUACAACGCAGAUGUUGCAGUGGUGGAGAUGAGCGACUUCUUCUGCCAGCCUUCCCUUUUCUAUCACCUCGGAGUGAGAGAAAGUUUCAGCAUGACUAAUAACAUCAUACUGUACUGUUACAAGAAAGAUAGUGAUCUACAGGCUGUCAAGGAGCAGUGUGGGUGCUACACGUUGAUCCCGUACGUAGUGUCCCCGCAGGGCAAAGUGUUUGCUUCUGAUGCUGCGAUGAUGACUGGUAUCAAAGACUUGAUGCAGCCCAGUUUCCAGCUGGAGCCCCUGCUGACCCCGCUGGUGGAGAGACUGGUUCAUCUGCUCAACAAUGUUCAUGUUCACACCAGUGAGUAUUUCCGGGAGUCGAUCAGGCAUGAGAUCCGUAAGGCACGGGAGAGGUUCAGCGGGCAGGCCUUGAGCGAGGAGCUGAGCCGGAUACAGAAGCGGCUGGACAGUGUGGAGCUGCUCACUCCUGAUAUAGUCAUGAACCUGAUGCUGUCCUACAGGGACAUCCAGGACUACGAUUCCAUUAUCACGCUGGUGGAGACCCUGAACAACCUGCCCAUGUGUCUGGCAGCAGGACAUCAGAAUAUUAAGUUUCAUUAUAUAUUUGCUCUGAACAGGAGGAAUCAUCCUGGAGAUCGUGCUAAAGCUUUGAAGGCCAUUCUUCCUAUCGUGGAGUCGGGGGAGAAGGUGGCGUCGGAUGUCUUCUGCCUGUGUGGACGCAUCUACAAAGACAUGUUCAUGAGCUCUGGGUUCACUGACGUGUCCAGCAGAGACCAGGCUUGCUAUUGGUACGGAAAAGCGUUCGAGACAGAGCCGACUCUUCACUCAGGCAUCAACAACGUGGUCCUCCUGAUGGCAGCUGGACAUGAAUUUGAAACUUCCAUUGAGCUGCGCAAAAUCGGUGUGACUCUGAGCACCCUGCUUGGUAGAAAGGGCAGUUUAGAGAAGAUGAAGGACUACUGGGACGUCGGCUUCUACGUCGGAGCCAACAUCCUCGCUAACGAACACAGAAAAGUCAUCGAGGGCUCCGACAAACUCUACAGACUCAACACUCCAAUCUGGUAUGUGGCAUCACUUAUGGAGACUUUCAUCCUGUACCGUCAAUUUGCCAAGCCGCCCGAGGUGAAGUCUCCCAAACAGGACACUGUGGACUUCUGGAUGGAGCUGCUUUUGCAGACCUGCAAACCUUCUGUCUCCACAGAUCGCUGCCCAGUGCUUAUUCUGGAGCCUAGUAAAGUCCUCCAACCAGCUAUUGUGUGUGUGAGCGAGGAGGACGAAAGCCGAACUGUCCAGUUGAAACACAUCACACCUUUAAAGAAAGGCUUACACCAGUGGACUUUCCCAGCCUGUGCAAUUCGAGGAGUGAGUGCUUCAAAGAAUGACGAGCGAAGCUGCUUCCUGUAUGUCCACUACAAUUCAGAUGACUUCCAGCUCUGCUUCCCCUCUGAGCUUCACUGUAAAGGUUUCUGCGAGCUGGUAAACUCUCUGCUGCAGCAGGCUGAAGUCCAUGAUCAGAACCUGGACCACGGGAGUGGGGGGAUACUUGAGUACAUCUAUGAGACCAAUGGCAAUAGAGACAAGGUGGUUCUGGGUAAAGGGACAUACGGUGUGGUGUACGCAGGGAGAGACGUGAGCAACCAAGUACGCAUCGCCAUCAAGGAAAUCCCUGAGAAGGACAGCACGUACUCGCAGCCCCUCCAUGAGGAGAUCGCUCUGCACAAGAGGCUCAAACACAGAAACAUUGUGCAGUACCUGGGCUCUGUCAGUCAGGAUGGUUUCAUCAAGAUCUUCAUGGAGGAAGUACCUGGAGGAAGUUUGUCAUCUCUCCUGCGCUCCAAAUGGGGUCCUCUGAAAGACAACGAAGCCACCAUCAUCUUCUACACCAAACAGAUCCUCGAGGGGCUCAAGUACCUUCAUGACAAUCAGAUCGUCCACAGAGACAUUAAGGGUGAUAAUGUAUUGAUCAACACCUAUAGUGGAGUGUUAAAGAUCUCGGACUUUGGAACCUCCAAACGUUUAGCAGGAAUCAACCCAUGCACCGAGACAUUUGCUGGGACUCUCCAGUACAUGGCCCCGGAGAUCAUAGACCAGGGGCCUCGGGGUUAUGGAAAGCCGGCUGAUAUCUGGUCCCUUGGGUGCACUAUCAUAGAGAUGGCAACAGGCAAAACACCCUUCCAUGAGCUGGGAAGUCCUCAGGCAGCGAUGUUUAAGGUGGGGAUGUUCAAGAUCCACCCAAAGGUUCCAGAGUGCAUGUCGGACAAGGCGAAGGUCUUCCUCAUGAACUGUUUUGAGCCGAACCCUGAUGACAGAGCCACAGCUGAAGCGCUGCUGAACGACACCUUCCUCAGGUCGUCUCCCAAGAAGAAGGUGAAGGCUCAGCAGGAAUCAGACACCAAAGACUACCUUUCUUCAGCUGACUAUCAACGCAGCCUGUCUGUACCUAUCUCCAUCCUUGUGGAGGACACUGAUUCGUAUUCUGGUUCAAUCGACCUGUCCUGCUCUCUGGACUUCAGGAGGCCCCAUUCUGCCCUCUUAGCGACUGAAUUCUCAGAGAGCCCUCCGAGCACCAGCAGCUUCCUUUCGAUACCAGAGGACUCUCCAUUUGAAAUGUGCAGUCCUGCCUCAACAGAGGAGAGUGUCGGUCUUUUCAUGCUGAGAAAGGACAGUGAGAGGAGAGCCACACUGCACCGAGUCCUCUCUGACUACAUCAGCCUGGUCGUCUUUAACAUACAGGACAGUGUGCCUCAGCAUGGAGAGGGAUCACCGCUGACCGCAGAGUACAUCACUGAGCUCAUUGAAUGCUUGAGAGACAACAUCCGCUCCCCGGACAGGAAGCAGCUGACCAGCAGCCUUUUAGACCUUCGAGCUACACUGGUCACUGCUGCAGUGCCAAUGAGCAGCCUGCAGGUGGUGCUGUUCGGCUUCCAGGAUGCAGUGAAGAAGGUGUUGAAGCAGCAGAUGGUGAAACCUCACUGGAUGUUUGCUCUGGACAAUCUUCUGAGGCAGGCAGUCCAGGACGCCCUCACUGUGCUCCUACCAGAGCUUAAAAUCCAGCUUCAGUCCUCAUUCGAGGUCGAGGACCUCACUUCUGAGGAGCAGUCUGUAGACCCAGACACUCCUGUAGCUCUUUUCCCUGACCAGCUGGUGGCGCCAGCAGACUCCCAGACGACAAUGUCCGUAAAUGGGUUUCUCCCUUCAGACAGACCAAUCUCCCCAACAGACCUCAACUACAACUGUCCCCUCAGUGAGAAACUGAGAGACCUGCGACUAGAGACCAGACGACUGCUGAAUCAGCUGAACGAGAAGGAGAGGGAGUACCAGGAGCUACUGAAGAACUCUGUGCAGAGGAGACAGGAACAGAUAGAUACACUGAGGAAAGAUAUCGUAGCUGAAGAUGGAGAAAAGGCUCAACAGAAAAGCUCUAAUCCAGAAGUGAAGGCUUUGGUGCGCUGGCUCAAGUCUGUCCCUGUAGAUCAAGACACUAUCAACACGUUGCUCUUUCACGGGUUCACCUUGGACUGUCUCCUCCUCAUCGACUCCAGGGAUGACUUGAUGUACUGUGGAAUAAGAGGGGGCAUGCUGUGUCGAGUCUGGGCGGCCAUCACUGAUCGCAGGAAGAAACACCUCAGCACACACGAUGAGGACAGCGAGGACACUACGCUUUAAUGGCUGCCGAUGUUGCGCAUCAAAGAACAGAUUUAUUGACAGGCUGGUCCUGUGUCAUCUGGCGGAAGUGAGGCAAACAUAACUGAAUUUGAUAGAAAGCAGAUUUUAUUUUUUUACCUUCUUGACCUGGCAAUGUAUUUUUCUGCAUGCAAAGUAGGAAGAGUGUGAUUUAAAGCUACGUCUUACCAGCAUUUCUUUGUUGAUUUUCUCAGGGCUUUUUUUUAUAAAGGUGGGGCUAUGAAUAUGUCUUCAUAAAAAAAACUGCCUAGUAAAGUAGCGAUUUGCCUGCAAACAAACCAUUUUUAAAGGUGCCUUGUGAUGAUGCUUGAAUGUGUUUUAACAAAAACUUAGCAGGAUCUAAGUGACUAAGAGUUAACUAUUUAAGAUGAACGUCCCUUCAGCCUGGAGGAGGGAAAAAUAAAUGUUUAACUUUAUAUCAAAAACUCUUUCAGAUAAUAAACAGGAACUCUAAAUCUCUCA